AUGGCCACUAUGUCUUCUUCACGUCUGUUCUUCGUGGUCAUAGCCGUCUCGAUUUGUCUCUCAUGCUUUUCUCUCAUAGAAGCCGGCAAUGGCGGUUUCAGAGUCGAUCUCAUCCACCGUGACUCACCACUCUCCCCAUUAUAUAUCCCCUCUGCAUCUCGUUCAGAGCUGUUGCGGAAUGCCUUCCGCCGGUCGAUAUCUCGCGCCAAUCAUUUCAACACAUCAAAGCUCUCUCCGGACGGCGUCCAAUCAACUAUCUACCCCGACAGUGGGACGUACCUUAUGAAAAUCUCUAUCGGUACUCCACCGGUAGAGAUGCUCGCUAUUGCUGAUACCGGCAGUGAUCUUAUAUGGACACAGUGCAAACCUUGCGAUUACUGUUUCCAUCAAACAUCCCCUCUCUUCGAUCCUAAAAAUUCCUCUACGUACAGGGACCUGUCAUGCAAUUCUAAGCCCUGCGACGAUUUAAACUCUGCAACCUGUAGUUCUAGUGGUGCUUGUGAGUAUAUGUAUAAAUAUGGGGAUCAAUCCUUUACUAAUGGAUUACUUGCAUCCGAAACAGUCACCAUGGAUUCUACUUCCGGCAAGCCGGUCGCCCUCCCAAAGGUUGUAUUUGGGUGUGGCCACAACAACGGUGGUACCUUCGACAAAUUAACUUCUGGUCUUGUUGGCCUCGGUGGGGGUUCACUCUCUUUAGUUUCUCAACUGGGUUCCUCCAUUGGUGGAAAAUUCUCCUACUGCUUGGCUCCAUUAUCUUAUAAUGCCACUAGUAAAUUGAACUUUGGCAGCGCAGCUGUUGUUUCCGGUGAAGGAGCGGUUUCGACUCCACUGGUUUCGAAAUCCCCCGAUACAUUCUACUAUCUGACGCUCGAAGGAGUCAGUGUCGGAGAAAAGAAGUUGGCUUACAAGAAAGCAUUGAAGAGCAGCAAUGAUGUUGAGGAGGGUAACAUAAUCAUAGACUCCGGCACGACGUUGACGAUGAUCCCACCUGAUUUCUAUGAAGAAGUGGAAUCCGCCGUGAAGAGCGCGAUUGAUCUUGAACCAGUUCCAGACCCACACAGGUUACUAACUCUGUGUUACAGAACUGCUCAGGAUUUCGACGUUCCUCCUAUCACCGUGCAUUUCACCGGAGCAGAUGUUGUGUUGAAGCCAAUAAACACAUUUGUCAAGCUGGAAGAGGAUCUGGUCUGCUUCGUCAUGAUACCAUCAAAUGAUCUUGCUAUCUUUGGUAACUUGUCCCAGAUGAACUUCUUGGUCGGUUAUGACAGUGUGGACAAGAAGGUUACCUUCAUGCCUGCUGAUUGCUCAAAGCACUAG
Molecule: messenger RNA, 1317 nt
Organism: Nelumbo nucifera (sacred lotus)
Lineage: Eukaryota; Viridiplantae; Streptophyta; Magnoliopsida; Proteales; Nelumbonaceae
Product: aspartic proteinase CDR1-like
Biological process (GO): proteolysis
Cellular component (GO): extracellular region
Molecular function (GO): aspartic-type endopeptidase activity
Source: RefSeq, a predicted model, not a curated record